AUGGCAACCCUUCAAGAAGUCUUGCAACAACAAAAAGAGCAUGGCAUCCUGAUGGCUCCCAAAGAGCCACCUCAGGAGACUGGAAGUACGGUAGGAGUACAGGCCACACCGCAGUCCAUGCCCUUUGCCCUUCGGAACAACACAACCUCUUCAACCGUGUAUGCGUACAUCACCGGUCUUGAUGUCAGCAACGGCUCGCGCGUAGUCCUGGUGCAGCGCGACGGAAAGAGCCUCUACUACCCGGCCAGUCCGGCGGCGGAUCUUCAACCCCUGCAGACCGACUGCGCGAUCCCGCUGGGUGCGCCCGGGUCUACGACGACUGUCACGGUUCCGCGCAUAUCGGGCGGGCGCGUCUGGUUCGUGCAGGAUGCAACGCUGACGUUCCUGCUCAACAGGGGUAUCGACAGCGGUGGCAGUGCGGCGCUCGUAGAGCCGUCCAUCAUGAACCCGGCCGACCCCAACUACCAGCUGAACUGGAGCUUCUGCGAGUUCACCCUCAACGAGGUGGAGCUCUUUGCCAAUAUCAGUUACGUCGACUUUGUCAACCAUCCCAUCGCGCUCGUGCUCGAGUCCAACAGCAGCGCCACGCAGCGGGUCGAGGGGAUGCCGGCCGACGGGCUGGCGACGGUGGCUCAGAAGCUUACGGACCAGAACGUGAAGGACGGUGCCGGUUGGGAUAAACUGCUGAUCCGACAAACCGGGUCGAGCAAGCUCCUGCGCGCCGUCAGCCCCAACACCGGCAUGAAUCUCUUUAGCGGGCUGUUUGCCACCUACUACGAUGGAUAUGUCGACCAGGUGUGGCAGAAGUACUCGAGCACCGACCUCACGGUUAACACGCAGUUCACCUGGGGAGUAGUCAAGGGCCGAGUGGCCAACGGUCUUUUGGCCUUUGGCAGCGUCGGCAGCUUUGGUCGGCCCAGCAGCAGGGACAUAUUUUCGUCCGACUCGGGUGCGUUUGCACCGCCGGCUGGCGUUAACCAGGAGCAACUCCGCAACAUCGCGGCCAGACUCGCGGCGGCGUUCAACAGGUCCACGCUGCUCAUCAACGCCAACCAGCCGGACGGGGAGCAUAUAUCGACAUAUUACACCAAUUCCGUGACGAAUCACUACUCACGCAUUCUGCACGAGGUCAACAUCGACAAGAGGGGAUACGCCUUCCCAUACGACGAUGUUGUGCCUUCUGGUGGUGGUGACCAGGCGGGUACGGUGAACGAUGGGAAUCCUAAGGUGUUGACCAUCGUCCUUGGUGGUGGAAACACCAGCACAGCGGCUGAGUAG
This is a messenger RNA of Pyricularia grisea, 1278 nucleotides long. RefSeq lists its product as uncharacterized. The coding region runs from base 1 to 1278 and encodes 425 amino acids. NCBI's taxonomy places the organism in Eukaryota, Fungi, Ascomycota, Sordariomycetes, Magnaporthales, Pyriculariaceae. The transcript has a single exon. The record is from RefSeq and is a predicted model, not a curated record.